GUGAUGAACGGUCAACAGAAUCGUUAGACGAAGAUUUUUGUAGUUUGAUAUCUCACUCUUGGUCAAGUUCCGUUAGCUAUAAAGCCUCUGAUGUUGUGUAUAUGGUCACGGAAGAGGCAGGGAAGAGAGCUGCAGCCUGCAGAAGUUGACGCAGAAGAGAAUAUCCAUCAGUCGAUAUCAGUUUGACAGAUGAUCCCUUCGAUUCUUCGUUUCCAAGUUCCAUAUGGUGAUGUGGGGAGUCAUUUUCUCCUUACAAAUCACCAAAAACUGCAGCUGGAGAUGUUGCGCAAGAAGCUUCAAGGAAGAAGUGCACAAAAGGUAGACGACAAAGCUGAGAACGGAAGCUAGAAAAGGAGGAGCGGUACGGACAGCGAGUUCAGAGCAGAAUAUCGUAGAAAAGGCCCUCCUUUUUCAGUUUGUCUCCCAAAAGCGAAGUAGGGGGCAGAAAAGCGGAGGGGAGAGAGAAAAAGGUACUAGGUUGUCUCUCGCUGUGGUUCAAUCAUGUCUUGACCUUGGCGGAUUAGGGCGAUGGAGCGUAGGCGGAGCGGCCAUCCGUCGUCGCGCGGAAGCUUGAGGGAGAUAGUGGAGGAACCGAGGGAGUCGCCUCUGCCGGCGGAGGAGGAGGCGGUGUACGUGGCGGUGGAGAAGGAGUUCCGAGAAUGGAGUGAUAAUUUCCUGUGGGUGCUCCGGAACACCUCCAAGGAGAAGAAGAUCGUCAUUGUGCACGUCCACCGCCCGGCGCACAGAAUCCCCACCGAAUUGGGAUGGCUUCCUGCAAACCAGCUGAAGGAGAAGGAGGUCAGUGCCUACAGAGACGACGAAAGGGAAAAGAUGAAUCAAUGCUUAGAUGAGUAUGUGAAUCUUUGCUCUCGUGUAAAGGUACAUAAAGCUGAGACACUAGUGAUCGAGAAGGAUAAUGUUGGAAAAGGAUUGCUAGAGCUUGUUGCUAAUCGUGGGAUCACCAAGCUUGUAAUGGGAGCAGCAGCAGAUAGAAACUAUUCAAGGAAAAUGAGGGCUCCAAAGUCGAAGACAGCUCUUUCUUUGCAACAGCAGGCUGAUCCAUCAUGCAAGAUUUGGUUUGUCUGCAAAGGAAAUCUAAUCUGUCCCAGGGAUGCUUGUCUUGAUGAACCUAUUAUUCCAAAGUCACUUGUGGAAAGCCCAAAUUCAGUAUCCAACCUACCUGAAGUACGAAGAAGAACAAUGUCAUUAUCUCAAGUGCAGGGCGACCUCACAAACUUUUCAAAUCUUACGACACAAGAUAUAUUUACACCAAGGUCAAAAUCUGUGAAUUUUGCUACUUACACAGAGUUGACACUGGCAUCUUUGUCUAAUGAAGGACCAGCAAGGUCACCAAUGUCUGGAGGCAGAGAAUGCAAUAAUUUUGAUAACUGGGCUACUAUUUUGAGAGGUUCAGAUGGUUCAAUAUGCGAUGAUGACGUACAAAUGAUGCCCAAGGAUGUGUGCAGGGAUGAUGAAUCAAUCGUUUUACCCUUGAUGCAUGAUGCCGAAGAGGAUUGCCCGGUUCAGUCUCCACAACAUGAGUUGCAAGAUCUUGAUGUCGAUGAUGCUGUGUAUAAAAAGUUGCAAGCGGCAAUUAGUGAAGUAGAAAAUUCCAAACGUGAGGCUUACGAAGAGUUCUACAAGCGACAAAAGGCUGAAAAAGAUCUAGCCGAGGCAAUGAGAAAGGUCAAAGUAGCUGAGACUUUGUACACUAGAGAGGCCAAACUGCGAAAAGAAAUUGAAGAAGCACUAGAAAAAGGAAAAGGGGAAUUAUCAUCUCUUAAACAACAACAAGAUGAAGUUCAUGAAGAACUACGACAAGUACGUGAAAAGAUGGAAGGGAUUCAGUACCAAAAAUCUGAAUCUGACCAAACUCUCAAUGAUACUAAGGGGAAAUUGUCUGAGGCAUAUGCUUACAUCGAUUCAAUCCGGCAAGAGCAUGAAGUAUUGCGUCAAGAGAUAGACAAUGCCAUUAGAGAGAAUGAAGAACUGAGCCUGAAGAAAGGAGAUGUAACAAUCAGCUCGUAUGGAGCGGAAGCCUUCUCUCAUUUCUCCCUUUCGGAGCUGGAGCAAGCAGCUGACAACUUUCAUUUAUCAUCAAAGAUCGGUGAGGGUGGAUAUGGAUGUGUUUAUAAAGGAUUCCUUCGCCAUACAAAAGUAGCAAUAAAGAGAUUACAUCCUGAAGGAAUGCAAGGAAAAUCGGAAUUCCAGAGAGAGAUUGAAGUUUUGAGUAAAGUAAGGCAUCCAAACCUUGUCACUCUAAUAGGAGCAUGCCCAGAAGCAUGGACUCUUGUUUACGAGUUUCUUCCUAAUGGAAGCUUGGAAGACAGACUAACCUGUGCUGACAAUACUCCACCGCUCACCUGGCAGGCUCGCGUGCGCAUUGCUUCUGAGAUUUGCUUAGCUCUCAUCUUCCUGCACUCGUGCAAACCUCUCGGUGUAGUCCAUGGUGACCUUAAGCCAGCAAACAUUCUUCUUGAUGCAAACUUAGUCAGCAAGCUUGGCGACUUUGGUAUUUGUCGUCUGCUCGACCAGUCUAUCAAUAGCACCACCCUGUUUCAUUGCACGCGCCAACCCAAAGGAACAUUCGCCUACAUGGACCCUGAAUUGCUUUCGUAUGGAGAAAUCACCACCAAAUCUGAUAUUUAUUCAUUCGGAGUAAUACUACUAAGGCUCCUGACUGGAAGGCCUGCAUUUGCGAUUAGCAAAGUGGUACAAGAUGCAUUAGAUAAGAAAUCUUCACAUGAGAUAUUCGAUCGUUCGGCAGGAGAUUGGCCUUAUGUCCAGGCGACGAAGCUGGUGAAAUUGGGAUUAAAGUGUUGUGAAAUGAAUAGGAAGAACAGGCCAGAUACAAAGGAGGCAUGGGAGAUACUUGAGCCCUUUGCGAAGUACGUCUCGUUCGAGAGAUCAUCGACUUCAUUCAGAUCGAUUACAGAAGACAUUCCCUCAUACUUCAAAUGCCCAAUAGUUAAGGAGCUUAUGAAAGAUCCACAAGUAGCAGCUGAUGGCUUCACCUAUGAAGCUAAGGCUAUUCGAGGAUGGCUUCAUAGCGGUCGCGGCACUUCUCCCAUAACUAACGUCGAGCUCUCUCACCAUGAGCUAACACCCAAUCAUGCUCUUCGUUAUGCGAUUCAAGGAUGGCUUCAACAGUUUCAGAAAUAAAGACUGCAAAAGCAAAAGAAGAAGAAGAAUUACUAGUAGAAUUGAAUCUUUUGUUUGCAUAAUCUUAUUGUUCAUGUAAAAAGUAUAUGAAAAUGUUAGAUUGUGAUGUAUAUUAAGUAUAGUCUUUUGUUUGGAUCCUUGAUGUUUCAUGUAUAUUCAUUCCAUCAUUGUUUGAUAUUGGACA
Zingiber officinale is the source of this 3346-nucleotide messenger RNA. RefSeq names its product U-box domain-containing protein 33-like. The transcript has 9 exons. Bases 529 to 3162 code for a protein of 877 amino acids. Gene Ontology annotation, biological process: protein ubiquitination; protein phosphorylation. Gene Ontology annotation, molecular function: ubiquitin-protein transferase activity; protein kinase activity; ATP binding. NCBI's taxonomy places the organism in Eukaryota, Viridiplantae, Streptophyta, Magnoliopsida, Zingiberales, Zingiberaceae. The record is from RefSeq and is a predicted model, not a curated record.